AUAAGGAUAGAAAGGCUUGUAAAUUGCGGGAGAUGUGGUUGGGUGGGUCACGCCCCCUUUUUAUAUAUUUUCUUAUUUGUCUAAUAAAGUUGUAUUCGUAAACGAACUUUAUCUGUAAGACCACGCCUUUAACAGCAACUUAAGCAUUCUGCGAUAAACUCGAUGCCAGAGAACCGCAUAAAUACGCCUUCUUUGUACAUUUUUGUUUGUUCUUUUUUGUUGUUUUACAUCUCUACCUUCACUAUUUUAAGAAACCCAGGUGCAUAAUAAAUAGUAGGAAAAUCUAACAAACGGGGGGAAAAAAUAAGGUAAUGAGGUAUUCUCCUGAUUGAAUUACCGAAAGAUUAGUGAAUGGGUGUGUAGUGAGACUCUGCUGUCUGCGAUAAACCGAAGAUUUCGACAGUGAAAUAACAUAAACAAACAGAGAAUGAAACACGUGUUUACACGUGGGUUAUACGACUGAUUGGAAGAGAAACACUUGUGUGAGUACGAUGCGAAUGGCUUCGUGGAAUAGGCUUCUGUCGGCUAAUGUUACGCGCGAUAUAAAUGCGAAUUCUCUUCUUUAUGGGAGCACAUAAAAACUAUGCUACGAAGAAAAACGGAGAAUUAUAUAAACACGUUAGAGAGAGUCACUGAAGAAAUUUCGGUAACAGAAGACAGAACUGAGACAGCGUGAAAGGAAAUAUGAAAAUAAGAAAAUAAGAAAAUAAAAAAAGAACUAAAUUAGGUUAACAGCCUCAGAUCCAAAAAUACGAUGUUAUUAAAGCAGAAGGUAUCAUAUUUGAUUUAUGUCUACCUUUUGCUCUCACUACUUAGUAGAUUUUAAUCAUCCUAAAUAACUGCCAUUAUUUAAGAGAUUUACGACUGAGAAACGUCCAGGAUUAUUUAUUGCCACAAACAUGUCGCCACCCCGUUGUCAUCAACGUCUAAAAUUUACUCGAUUUUUACCUGUUUCAUGCCACCUGGCUAUUCUACUGUGGAUCUGUUUCGUUGUCGUCUGCCUUUCAAAUCAAACAAACGCCUGUAUACUUUUGUUAAACGGGUGGGAAGCAGCUCCACUGAGAGAGAGAGUUGAUCUGGCUGAAGUAGUCGUAAGCGGACGGGUUGAAGCUGCCUACAAAUUGAAUCGCACGAAAUCUGGGACGUACAGCGCUGAUGUAAGGAUCUUAACUGUAUACAAAGGAGAAGAUUACCUGAAGAAUGUAUCGAAAACGCUUUCUCAGACAUCAAAUCUUAAUUCCACUUACCUAAUAAGUAAUUUUGGUGAGCAAAUCUCUUGCUACGCGGAUGUGGAUUCUGGCAAGAAAUACAUUUUUUUCCUGACAGUAUAUGAAGGUCACCUGUCUGGUAAAUAUGAUGAUAUUUUCGGUGCUGCCGAUAAAUUUUCCGAAGAAUUGGACGCAAAGAUUAUGAAAAUACUCGGUUGGCAAUCAUGGAGUGCUUGGAGUUCGUGCCGGAGGAAUUGCGAUGGAGGAAUGCAAGUCCGGAAGCGCCGCUGUUUUAAUUCGACUUCAUCAAAUUGCAAAGGUGUAAUUAAAGACUUUCGACAUUGUAACACGUUUCCCUGUGAAGGUGUCAACAAUUUGUUAAAACUUUUUCGCAUAAAUAAUGCCAAGAACCAAAAGAUAAAUUCUAAGAAGUCUUCCAGACUUUUUACCGUAAUUCCUGGGAAAUCUUCGCAACGGCAGUUGUCAACUCUAUUUCCUUCAGGCUUUCCACACGACUUUUCUCUCUUUGUCACAGCGAAGUUCCCCUCCAACAGUAAUGGUUAUGUAUUAGCCUUAACUGAUUCUUCCAACAAAGUCUUACUGGGAAUUUGGUUCGGGACUAAACUACUAAGAAUCGAACACAAAGAAUUGGCAUCGCAUAGCACAGAGACAGCUGCUUUCCAUGUAGACCUGUUAAAUCAACGAUGGCACCAAUUCUCCUUGAGUAUGAAGGGAAAUUCUGUGACAUUGUAUUUUGAUUGUAUUCACGAGCAUUCUCAUUCAAUUCUUCGAUCAGGAAGGGCUUAUGUCGGAAACAAUUUCACACUCUCUAUUGGGGCAAAUGUUACAUGUAAGAAUUCUUCCUUCGAAGGCUAUAUUUCUCAGCUUGUUCUCUCACCGGACUCUAAUCUAGCAAAGAAGCAAUGCCAUAGACCUUCAAUCAACGAUGAUGCCACUUCUAAAGUCUCACUUACAGACAGACAAAUUAUAACGACAACAGAACGUAACUUUCUACCUUCUCUGCCACCUGAGAAGGAACAAUCAGUUGCUGACAAAUGCCCAACAUUGUGCUUAAACGGUGGAAAAUGUAUCACAACCAGAGCAAACAGCACAGUGUGCUUGUGUCCAGAAAGAUAUUUUGGCGAUCGGUGUCAAAACGCUUCUUGUUCUCCCGGUUGCUUCAAUGGAGGAGAAUGUAUAGAAGUCGGGAAAUGCCGCUGUUUAGAUGGCUACCGAGGAGAGUUAUGUGAGCAAGCAAUCUGUGAAUUUCCUUGCAAGAAUGGUGGACAAUGUGUUCGGCCAAAUUUGUGUAAAUGCACUUCCAAUUACUCUGGCACGGACUGCUCACACCCAUUAUGUGAUCGAGGCUGUUCCCAUGGCGGUGUCUGUGUCGCUGCGAACCUUUGUUCUUGCCGCCAGGGUUACACGGGAAGAUACUGCGAUACACCAAUCUGUACUCGCCGAUGCCAAAACGGUGGCUCUUGUAUUUUCCCUCAGCAAUGUAAAUGUCUUCCCAAUACAUCUGGAUUGUUCUGUGAAAAAUCUAAAUGUAAGCAGGUUUGCUUAAAUGGCGGUCGUUGUUCCAAUGGUGGAUGUCGCUGUUCAAAAUAUCAUUAUGGCAAACGAUGUGAACAUAGUAAGUGCCAUCUGGAGAAACAGAUGAAACCAAAGACGCGGACCUACAGAAGAAAGAUCAAAGAAGAAUACGUGACGCGAUGUGGCUCGAGGUUUAUGAGAGAAUGCCGGAAAACAGUCCUCAAAUAUAUCAUCGUAUCGAAAGAAUAUCUACAAAGUUCCCCGCAGUGUUCUCAGAAGAAACAAUAAUUUCAUGAAGACACGAAUUCGAGUUCAGCAUUUCAUUUGAGGCUAAACAGAUUGCAAACGUCUUGAUAAAUGUGCGUGCGUGUGUGUGUGUGUGUGUGUGUGUGUGUGUGUGUGUGUGUGUGUGUGUGUGUGUGUGUGUGUGUGUGGUGUGUGUGUGUGUGUGUUGUGUGUGUGUGUGUGUGUGUGUGUGUGUGUGUGUGUGUGUGUGUGUGUGUGUGUGUGUGUGUGCGUGCGUGCAUGCGCAUUCCGGAAAUGCUUAUCUCUGCCCUCUUGGUAGCACGUAUUCAGACGUAUCACAAGGAGAUCCAUUUGCACCUCACCCACACAUUUUUCUGGAUUAUGAAAUGCGUUUGUCUCGACAAGAAGAAAACUGAUGCACUGUUAGAAAAAAAAAAUGUCCAGAUCUAAAUUUCCAGAGUUCUAUAUUUAAGAGAUGAGGAAUUAUGUACAUUAUGUACAUUAUUUGCAUUUGACGGAUAUUUGUCCUCAUCUUGUUUGUUGUC
This is a messenger RNA of Octopus sinensis (East Asian common octopus), 3535 nucleotides long. RefSeq lists its product as uncharacterized. Gene Ontology annotation, molecular function: signaling receptor binding; laminin binding. The transcript is spliced from 13 exons. Gene Ontology annotation, cellular component: cell surface; extracellular region. Gene Ontology annotation, biological process: receptor clustering; G protein-coupled acetylcholine receptor signaling pathway; anatomical structure development. Lineage: Eukaryota; Metazoa; Mollusca; Cephalopoda; Octopoda; Octopodidae. The record is from RefSeq and is a predicted model, not a curated record. Bases 900 to 3032 code for a protein of 710 amino acids.